Messenger RNA from Emiliania huxleyi CCMP1516, 786 nucleotides. RefSeq lists its product as hypothetical. Bases 1 to 786 code for a protein of 261 amino acids. The record is from RefSeq and is a predicted model, not a curated record. NCBI's taxonomy places the organism in Eukaryota, Haptophyta, Isochrysidales, Noelaerhabdaceae. The transcript has 2 exons.
AUGGCGCGCCUAGCUAUGACAGGGACCGCGGCCGCGGACCCGGUGGCGGACGGGGCUGGUGCGCAAGCACCGGCCACCGUCGUGCCGCCGGGGAUGCGCAGCGGACGCUGGAAUAGCUCCGAUCGCGUGCAACUGGAGGACGCGGUGAUGGUCGCAAGGAUCGCAGGUGCGUCGCAGGUCAGGCUGAUAAGGCCUGGCUACGCGACCAUCGAGAUCGACCUGAAGCACGAGAAGGCCGCGGGCGACCGCGCGUCGGUGCAGGCGGCAGAGCGCUCGUACGUCGAGCGCACCGCGCCAAAUAAGAAGGAGCUCACCAAGGAGCAGCUCGCGGCUCGAGCCGCGGCACGCAAGGCCAAGAAGGCCCGGCAGAAGGCGCGCCGGGCGAAGGAGGCUGGCGAGCGCGCCGCGAGCGAGGCCGAGCGCGCGGAGGCCCCGCGGGCGCAGCUGCGCGAGAACAUCCAGUACGUGAUGGCCGGGCUGCGGACUGCAGCUGCGCAGACGCGCAGCCAGGCCGGGUCCAAAAUAGAGGGGACCGUGGCGACGACCGUCGCCUCGGACUGGCUCGCAACCGAGCUGGCCGAGUAUGGAGAGAUUGAUGCGGCAUGCCGCGACAGAUUUGUCAUGCACCUGAUGACGGCCGCCGGCGCCUCGGCGCCGGCCGACGCCGUGUUCAGGUUCACAGCCGGCGAGGCGAUGCAGACCUCUCGCCCGACCUCCGCGUCGGGCAAGGACGACGACGAGGACACCGGCUCCGAGGAGUAUUCCGACGACAGGGCGUCCGACUAG